This is a messenger RNA of Nanorana parkeri, 5403 nucleotides long. RefSeq names its product mitogen-activated protein kinase binding protein 1 (gene MAPKBP1). Bases 375 to 5102 code for a protein of 1575 amino acids. The transcript has 31 exons. The record is from RefSeq and is a predicted model, not a curated record. Lineage: Eukaryota; Metazoa; Chordata; Amphibia; Anura; Dicroglossidae. Gene Ontology annotation, molecular function: protein binding.
GGCAGUGUAUAAAUACUAGUUUGUCCUCGCAGGCCGCCGUACUUCUCUCCUCCCUGGCUGCAGACUGCUAGAGACUGGAAAUCAAUCUGCGCCCGGGCAGCGGCUGGAGGAGGUUGUGAAAAUCUGACCGAUUCCCUCCACCCAGCAGCCCAUCCUCCUUUUUUUUCUCUACUUGGUAACAAAAGCCCCGGAGCAUGGGAAGUCACGGUGGCAUCCGCACAUGCUGACAGCGGCGCACUGUCUAUACCUGAGCCCGGCACUAUGUAACAAUGCAGCAGGACUGACUGGCAGCACUACGGCUCCUGAGGAGAAGAACUUGUACAUAUUUUUUUUAUUUUAUUGCUUUUAUUAUACAAAGGAAUUUUUAAACCUAAAUGAUGGCAACGGUGGAAGCUGGAACGACCAUAACCAGUCGCUUGAAAAACCUGCUCCGCUCUCCUUCGAUAAAGCUGCGAAGACACAAGCCCGGAGCAAAGAAGGAAGACAUUGGCAGCAAGGUGACAUUGGAGAAGGUCCUGGGUAUCACGGUGUCAGCUGGAAGAAGUCUCUCCUGUGACCCAAAGACCGGCCUUGUUGCAUAUCCAGCUGGGUGUGUUGUGGUGUUAUUAAAUCCCCGAAAGAACAAACAGUAUCAUAUCCUGAACAGCUCCAGAAAAACAAUCACUGCACUUGCAUUUUCCCCAGAUGGAAAAUUCUUGGUCACAGGAGAGAGCGGACAUAUGCCCGCAGUACGGGUCUGGGAUGUGGCUGAAAGGACACAAGUGGCUGAACUUCAAGAACACAAAUAUGGAGUGGCCUGUGUGGGCUUCUCUCCUAGUUCCAAAUACAUUGUGUCAGUGGGAUACCAGCAUGAUAUGAUUGUCAACGUGUGGUCAUGGAAGAAAAAUGUGGUGGUGGCAGCAAACAAAGUCUCUAGUAAAGUAACAGCCGUGUCAUUCUCUGAGGAUAGCAGUUACUUUGUCACGGCCGGGAACAGACAUGUCAAGUUCUGGUACCUGGAUGAGGCAAAGUCAUCAAAGGUCAACUCUACCAUUCCACUGUUGGGGCGCUCUGGCUUAUUGGGUGAACUCAGGAACAAUUUCUUCACAGAUGUCGCUUGUGGGAAAGGGAAGAAAGCGAGCAGUACCUUUUGUAUAACUUCCUCUGGCCUAUUAUGUGAAUUCAAUGACCGUCGAUUGCUGGACAAGUGGGUAGAGCUCAGGACCACCAUUGCCAGCUGCAUACUGGUGAGCCAGGACUAUAUUUUCUGUGGCUGUGCAGAUGGAACAGUGCGCAUCUUCAACCCAAGCAACUUGCACUUUCUCAGCACCAUGCCAAAGCCACACUGCCUGGGGGUAGACAUUGCUACAGUCACUGAAGCUAGCCGCCUCUUCUCCAGUGCUGCAGAUGCCAAGUAUCCUGACACUGUGGGAAUGACCUUUGACCCCACCAACCAGUGGUUGUCUUGUGUGUACAAUGACCACAGUCUGUAUGUAUGGGAUAUUAAAGACCUAAAGAAAGUGGGGAAAGUCUACUCUGCCUUAUACCAUUCUUCAUGUGUGUGGAGCGUUGAGACAUACCCUGAGAUGAAGGAUAGCAACCAAGCCUGGUUACCACCCAACUCUUUUAUCACAUGCUCCUCUGAUAGUACCAUCCGUCUCUGGAAUAUGGAGACUUCAAACAUCCAUGGAACUGCACUACAUCGUAAUAUCCUCAGCAAUGAUCUGAUGAAAAUCCUCCUGAUAGAUAAUAACACACAGGCCUUGCUGGACACUGACUACAAUUGUGCUGGCCUGGCUGAUAAAGUGGACCCUCAAGUACUAGACACCAAGACUGGCAUUCGCUCUGUGUGUGUGAGUCCCAAUGGGCAGCACUUGGCAUCAGGGGACAGGACUGGUACUCUUAGGGUACAUGAACUACAAUCUCUUACAGAGCUGUUGAAGGUAGAAGCCCAUGACUCUGAGAUUCUUUGUCUAGAGUACUCAAAGGCGGAGACCGGAUUAAACCUCCUGGCUUCCGCCAGCCGAGACAGACUUAUCCACGUUUUAGAUGCUUCUAAGGAUUACAGCCUCCAGCAAACUUUGGAUGAUCAUUCUUCAUCUAUCACUGCUGUAAAAUUUGCCGCUAGCGAUGGUAAAGUGCGGAUGAUCAGCUGUGGAGCCGAUAAGAGCAUUUAUUUUCGCACUGCUGAACAGACAGGAGAAGGUGCCAUCCAUUUCAAACGCACCCACCAUAUAGUACGUAAAACAACUUUGUAUGAUAUGGAUGUAGACCCUGGCCUGAAAUAUGCAGCCAUUGGCUGUCAGGACAGAAAUAUCAGGAUAUUUAACAUAAGCAGUGGGAAGCAGAAGAAGCUGUACAAGGGCUCCCAAAGUGAAGAUGGAACUCUCAUUAAAGUUCAAACGGACCCAUCUGGGCUUUAUAUCGCUACAAGCAGUUCAGACAAAAACCUAUCAAUCUUUGACUUCUAUACUGGGGAAUGUGUGGCCACCAUGUUUGGACAUUCAGAGAUUGUGACAGGAAUGAAAUUCACCAAUGACUGCAAGCACCUUAUAACUGUGUCUGGAGACAGCUGCAUUUUUAUCUGGCGCCUCAGCUCUGAGAUGACCAUCAGUAUGCGCCAAAGACUGCCUGAAAUGAGACAACGUGGGAAGGUAGUGGAGAAAACAACGCCCCACAAGACACCCAAUUCACGACGAGAGACUAUUGCAGUGAUGUGUCCAGUUCCUGCACUAUCAUCUGACAGCGACAAAGAGGGGAUUGAUGAAGCGAGUGAUGAGGAGAUCACAGGUUUGGUUAAGCCCCCAAAUAUUGCUGACUCAUUUAAAAGAAGUGGAUCUUAUUGGGAAAUGAAGAAGGGUAAGGAGGCUUGCAUUCCCCAGCGUUCAGACUCUCUUGAUAAGACACCCAGACAGCGUGUCCGCUGGUCCCAUCCUGGAGACCUUGAAAUGACAGUGAAGUCGAUGCUCGAUCUUCGUCAGCUAGAAUCUUUCUCUCCGUGUGAUGACCUCCUAGGGCACCACGAGGAACAGGGGGCAAAGUUCCUGGAUGCAAACCCACAGGCUAGUAUGGACCCCUUUGUCCCUCAUUGUGGCCCUACGCGUCCCCGUGUUAUUCGGUUAAUGUCAUGUGAGGAUGGAGUUUUUAAACAGGAAUUGGAUACACCAGAGGGCAAAGAAUGUGUCAUCUACCCUGAUACAGGGGAGGAACAGGCUUUGGAUACAUUCAGUGAGUUUAAGGUAAGAGGUUUCCCUCAUGGAAGUUAUGAUGAAGUACAAGAGAAGCACAGCCCGGAUAGUGCGUGCUCAGUGGAUUACAGCAGCAGCCGCCUGUCUAGCCCCGAUCACCCAAAUGAAGAUUCGGAAAGCACGGAGCCCCUGAGUGUAGAUGGGAACUCGUCAGAUCUAGAAGAGCAAGCAGAGGUUGAGGAGCUGGACACCCCCUGCCUGGUUCUAAAUGGUGAUAUCCCACAGACACCCGAUCAGGAAAAGUUCCUCAAACAGCACUUUGGAAAUCUGUCCGCCAACAAUGGCCCAGAGGAACCAGUCUUGACAUCGGUGAGGGCAGAAAGUGCCAGCAUCUCAUCCCGGUUUUUAGCUAUGGCCCAGAUACCAGCUGUCAGGAACCGGCCUGGGAUCUGUGGCACAGAAAUGUCUGACCAAGAGGUUAGUCCAGACUCUAACAAUCAGGGUCCAUUUCUGUAUGCCACACAAGCUAAUGAAUCUGAAUAUCAAGCAAAAAAUCACAAUAUAGUGGAUCAAGAAGUUGCCAGCCCUUUAAAACCAGCCUAUCUGAGAAAGAGAAAACAGCCAGCUGAAAUCAAGAUGGGCAAAGUAGGGCCGUUUUCCCCAGCAGUGUCCAACAUGAGGAAGACACAAUCCGUACAUGAUCUUAUACAUGAAGUUAAAAUGCGGCCGCAAACUCAGACUGCAGCAGAAAAGGAGCAGAAGGCCAGUCAUCGUCGGACUUUGCCAGCUACGCUAAUGAAAGUGGAGGCUCAGUCUUCUCCUUUCCAAGCCAAGGAUGUGAAAUCAUCUAGAGGAAGGUCCUACAUGAACCCAACAACAAGUUACAUGGCCAAGAUCUCCAGGAGUGUCUCUGUGGGAGAAAACUUAAACCUUGGGGAAACACAGGAGCCAUUACCUGGUUCAGAUGGAAAACAAAGCUUUUGUGAACCAGACCUAGGCGUGAUAUCGAACACUGAGGCAGAGAAGAUCAAUCUGACAAAGGACAAUACAGGUUUUAAACCUGUUUUGCAGCCUAGUGCAAACAACCCUUCCCCAAAGACUUUUCAGUCAAAGAACCGGGCACAUCUGACUCUAGACAUUGGAAAGCCUUUGCCUGACCGACCAUUGCUUUCCUUUGGUAAAAGCAGAAAUACAUUAGAAAUGGAGUCUCCGAGAUCGCCAAGAUCACCAGGGUGUAGCUGGAAACCUAGAUUAUCUUUUACAGAUCUAACUUGUCGUAGUGACAAUCAAGUUUCUGGAGGAAGUGAAAAAUGUUCAUUAGAAAGCCCAGGUUCUACAAAAGGGAGUCCGGAUGAUGUCAGCCCAACGAACAUUAGGAUGAACACAACUCAAGACAAAUUGGACUUAAGUUUGGACAUCAUUAAACCUGUACCAAGAGGUAGAGCUUCUACCAUUGGCCACACUCCAGACAAUCACUCGGGACUCUGUCCGGUUGAAACCAUGAGACCCAGAUCUCCCUCACUCAAUGCAGCAUCAGCGCUGGACUCAGCACAACCAGUCAGCUUUGAGCAGUGUGAAAUAAUUGCCUCGGAGUUGCAGGACAGCUUACAGAGAGCCCUCAGACUCUAUCGAUCGGUGAGAACUGCUGACCCUAAAACAACUCAGGACCGAUACAAGAUGACAGGCCUUCUGACUGAAACUUUUGGCAUUGUAAAGAAAGAGUUGGAUUCCUUAAAAGGAGAGAGUCAACCUGAUAUGGGUGAGGACUCGUCUCCACAAUUAGAGGAGUGCAGAGAAAACCUUGAGCUUCAAGCGGACACUUCUGCUGCUAAUGGCUCUCAGCACCUGGGUAAUGAUAAGACUCUUGCCCUAUUGCAGCAAUACUCAGAACUUUUACUGCAAGCAGUAGAGAAGAGGAUGGAUAAGAAACUCUAAGCUACCUCUAGCUUGCAGAGUUUUGUGUCGGUGUUCAAGAAGGGUGUUCCGCACCAAGUGCACUGCAACCAAAAAAACCUUUUUCUAAAGACUUUCAAACACUACGAUAACUUUUAAGGUGAACAUUUUGUCAUUUAAAUCCACAAAACCAGCAUCCAGGGGGAAUGCUGGUAUGGAUGUGUUCCAGCAACCCUUCAGACCAGCAGCACUUGAGGUCUUUAGUCCUGGUCCCAGUUUGACCUGGGCCAAAAAGUUCUGUUUCUGCUUCCAGUUGCUCACAGGUAUGCAGAACCAUUUUAAG